AUGACCUCCGCGACGGCAGAGACGACGGCUCAGCUGCAGUACACGCAAUACGGCAGCCCCCUCAAGAUGGUUCAUGUGCCCAAGCCUGCGUUGGCCCCCGAGGAGGUGCUGAUCCGGCAGCGCGUCAUUGCACUCAACCUGAUUGACGUGAAGCAGCGAGAUCUGGGUGGCAUCCUAAUCCCGCACUGGCCAUGGGUGUUGGGCAUCGAGGGCGCCGGCAUUAUCGAAGCCGUGGGCUUGGAUGUGCGCGGCCUACAGCCGGGCGACGAGGUCAUGGCCUGGGAGGGCGGCGGCGCGAUCGCAGCCGGUGUCGAGUUCUUUCCACACGGCGGCGCAUACCAAGAGCACGUGGCGGUGCCGGCGUUCUUUGUAGGCAAGAAGCCCAAGAACAUUACUCUUCAAGAGGCUGCAUCACUGCCCAUCUGCUUCGUCACCGCCGUCUGCACCAUUGUCAACAGCCUCAAGAUCCCGCUGCCCUUCCUGCCGGGCUUGUCAACCGACGGGCAGGCUCCCUCCUCGGUGCUUGUCCUGGGUGGUAGCUCCGUCACGGGCGCCGCGGCGAUUCAACUCCUGCGAGAAGCCUACCCAUCACUGCCUAUUCUGGCAACGAGCUCAACGAAGCACUUCGCACGACUUCACGACCUCGGCGCUACCUCCGUCGUCAAUUACAGGUCUCCAUCUGCGGUGGCUGAUAUCAAGGCCGCGUCGCCAGGAGCCGCCGGCGUCGAUGUGAUUAUCGAUUGCGUGUCGGCCGGUGCCAGCCAGACCGAUAUAUGCGACGUACUUGACCCCGCUGGCUCAAAGCAUUACGCUGCUGUCAUCACCGGCGUACCGGUUCCAGUACCGGAGGGAGUCACCUUGGUUGACGGCAACGCAUAUUCCAUGCUCGACAUGCAGGGUGGCAGGCAGCUCAUCUCUUCGCUCACCAAGCUUGUGGAGGAGGGCAAGUACAGGGUGCCACUACCGGUCAGGGUUGUUGGGCAUGGAUUAGAAGAGCUUCCCAAUGUCAUGGACGAGGUGAAGAGUGUCAGUGGAGAGAAGGUGGUCGUGACGCUGUAA
Messenger RNA from Capronia epimyces CBS 606.96, 1059 nucleotides. RefSeq lists its product as uncharacterized. The transcript has 2 exons. The coding region runs from base 1 to 1059 and encodes 352 amino acids. Gene Ontology annotation, molecular function: oxidoreductase activity, acting on NAD(P)H. The record is from RefSeq and is a predicted model, not a curated record. NCBI's taxonomy places the organism in Eukaryota, Fungi, Ascomycota, Eurotiomycetes, Chaetothyriales, Herpotrichiellaceae.